This is a messenger RNA of Sinocyclocheilus grahami, 529 nucleotides long. Its product is annotated as potassium voltage-gated channel subfamily C member 1-like. Gene Ontology annotation, biological process: action potential; potassium ion transmembrane transport; protein homooligomerization. The record is from RefSeq and is a predicted model, not a curated record. Lineage: Eukaryota; Metazoa; Chordata; Actinopteri; Cypriniformes; Cyprinidae. Gene Ontology annotation, cellular component: axon terminus; postsynaptic membrane; dendrite membrane. The transcript has a single exon. Bases 44 to 529 code for a protein of 161 amino acids. Gene Ontology annotation, molecular function: protein binding; delayed rectifier potassium channel activity.
CCCGCUCGGUUCUCUCUCCUCCUCUCCCUCCCCCUGCUCCUCUAUGCUCAGUUCGGUGUGUGUCUCCUCUUUCAAAGGGCGCAAGGGUGGGAACAAGUCGUCCAACAAAGCAUGUUACAGCGCAGACAUGACUUGUCCGUCAGACAGCGAGAAAAUAGUGAUAAACUGCGGGGGGAUUCGGCACGAGACGUACCGCAGCACACUGAAGACGCUGCCUGGGACGCGCUUGUCCUGGCUCACGGAGCCAGAUGCGUUCAGUAACUUUGACUAUGACCCCAAAUCCGACGAGUUCUUCUUUGACCGCCACCCCAACACCUUUGCUUUUAUCCUCAAUUAUUACCGCACAGGGAAGUUGCAUUGUCCCAACGAUGUCUGCGGUCCUCUCUUCGAGGAGGAACUCGCGUUCUGGGGUAUCGACGAGACAGACGUGGAGGCUUGCUGCUGGAUGAACUACCGACAGCAUCGGGACGCCGAGGAAGCGCGGGACCACAAUUACCCGAUAAUCUCUACAUCCAGACCUGAAGCCUAA